Messenger RNA from Cryptococcus wingfieldii CBS 7118, 1191 nucleotides. RefSeq names its product adenylate kinase. Bases 1 to 1191 code for a protein of 396 amino acids. Gene Ontology annotation, molecular function: AMP kinase activity; ATP binding. The transcript is spliced from 8 exons. The record is from RefSeq and is a predicted model, not a curated record. Lineage: Eukaryota; Fungi; Basidiomycota; Tremellomycetes; Tremellales; Cryptococcaceae. Gene Ontology annotation, biological process: nucleobase-containing compound metabolic process. Gene Ontology annotation, cellular component: cytoplasm.
AUGACCCUCCUACGACCACGGACAGCCCCCAGAUCACUCGCCCUUACACGGACAUACCGCCCCAUCUCCCGCUUCAACCACUCCUCCGCCUCCACCUCAGCGACUUCCCAGGUCGCCUCGGCAGUCUCAGACACGGUCGCUUCCCUGCGCGAUACUUUUCGUCAAGCAACAGAGUUUCUCCACAGUCCACUGUAUGAUGGUGUAGAGGAGAAGGGGCUGAGAAUGUUGGUGUUUGGAAAGCCGGGGAGCGGAAAGGGUACUUUGAGCUCUCGGCUAAUCGAGCAUUAUGACAUUGCUUUCGUAUCGACUGGAGACGUGCUCCGGAAAGAGAUAGCUGACAAGUCUGAGGUGGGCAAGAAGGCCGAGUCUAUCGUCGCUUCUGGAGGCCUGGUGUCUGAUGAGCUCAUGCUGGAGAUCGUCAAGGCAGAGCUUGAUCGGCUGAAAGGCAAGAGUUUCAUCCUCGACGGCUUUCCUCGGACAUUGCACCAAGGUCAACUUCUAGACAACGUUCUGAAUCAAGAGAACCGGCCACUCAACAUGGUCGUACACUUGAACGUUCCUGAUUCUGUCAUUAUGGCCCGUAUAGCAGCGCGGUGGGUCCACCUCCCCUCUGGUCGAGUAUACAACACCACAUACUCUGCACCCAAGGUCCCUGGGAAAGACGACGUGACCGGCGAAUCUCUUACGAAACGACCUGACGAUACUCCUGAAACGUUCUCCAAGAGAUUACGAGCUUACUACGAAUCCACCGCCCCCUUACUCGAGUACUUUGAAGAAAACUAUCCCGAGUCAUUACACUCGAUCUCUGGUUCAUCAUCCGACGAGGUACUUUCCGCUCCAGCCACCUCGGCUUUUACGAAGCAGGCAUCCCGUUCUGACGCUGCUUCUUCUGCAUCUGCAUUUUCGUCCCCCACCACCAUCAUAUCUGCCUCUUCUUCUUCUCCCUCUUCUCCCUCUUCGUCUUCUUCUUCUUCCGAUGCCGGCGACGAAUGUCCUAUCGAAACCUCAAAACAAAACGCUGCGCUCGAUAAGCUCUGGCCACAAUUGGUCGAUCUCAUCGAACCGUUCAAACUUGAGCGAAAGACUGCUGCUGCUGUGCCCGGGGCGGAAGGGUUGGAGAAGGUGCGGAGUGCGGCGGAUGAUUUGAGGGAUGGUAGGGAGGAAGGUGUGGGGAGAGCUGAGAAGGUGUAG